This is a messenger RNA of Lodderomyces elongisporus, 3054 nucleotides long. RefSeq names its product 1-phosphatidylinositol 4-kinase (gene PIKA). The record is from RefSeq and is a predicted model, not a curated record. The transcript has a single exon. Gene Ontology annotation, cellular component: cytoplasm; membrane. The coding region runs from base 1 to 3054 and encodes 1017 amino acids. Gene Ontology annotation, biological process: phosphatidylinositol-mediated signaling; phosphatidylinositol phosphate biosynthetic process. Gene Ontology annotation, molecular function: 1-phosphatidylinositol 4-kinase activity. Lineage: Eukaryota; Fungi; Ascomycota; Pichiomycetes; Serinales; Debaryomycetaceae.
AUGGAUGGCAUAAACAACGUUAGAGAGAAAAUCAAUUCACCAGACUUGUCUCUACUACAAUGUAUUGACCUAUUGCGGAUCCAUUGCUCCAAUAUUGGAUUGCUGCAUGCACUAGUGAAUAGGCUAUACUCAUACCCAUAUGAAGAGGUUGAAUUCUUCAUUCCGCAAUUCGUCCAGCUCUUGGUUAUGUUUGAGACUGACUCAGUAGCCUUAGAAGAGUUUCUACUAGACCACUGUGCAUCAUACCCGCACUUUAGCUUGACUGUGUUUUGGGUCCUACAAGCAUUUCUUUUUGAGUUGCGUAACGAGCCGACAUCAUAUGCUUUCCAGAUUGUUCGGAAUUUGAUCAAUAAACUCCAGGAUAUUUUGUUCAAUUAUGACAUUCCAAGUGUUAAAGAGCCCAAGUUUCGGGAAAACCCAUUGCCUGCAUUAGUUUUGUGUGGAGCAGUGGCUUCGUCAUUUGCCACGCCAUCGUUGAAUAAUUAUAUAUCUAAAAUGAUCAAGUCGCAGGGCAAACAACAGCGGUCGCUUGUAUUCAAGUUGGCAAACUUCCAAAAGACCCUUACAAAGAACUUGACAAUGAAAAACCAAGCAACAUCAACUUUAGAAGCUAUUGGCGAUAACUUGUCAAAGGAAGAUCUCCAAGAGGCUAUACAAAUAUCCUCUUCAUCCUCCUCGCCGGUAUUGAGUGGGAAAGAGAUAUUGGCAAAUAGUCGUCGAUUGGCAAACCAGUAUCUGCUGGAUGAUUCCGAGGAGACAGGCGUUGGUACGGAUGAAGAAGAUACCAGAUCCAAUAGACCUAGAAGUUCAACGCUAAACCAUGCAUUUUCCAUCGCCGAAGAUCAGAUUAAAAUUAAUACUGCAAUUAAAUUGAAGAAACGACGCUCGCUCAAAGCUAUGCAUCUGCAUUCGUCAAUACCUGGUGCAGGUCUUGGCGGUGUCGGUGCUUCUGGUAUUUCUGGUAUUUCUGGGACCUCUGGGACCUCUGGUGCGGCUGCAGCCCUUAAUUCUCAAAGUGGACUUGAUCGUCCUUCGCAGGUUCAAACACAAUCUCUUCCUGAUCUUACACGAAGCAUGUCGCGACCUGAAUUGCCAGUGACCGAGUCUGAAUAUUUGGUAAACCAAGUGAGAUAUUCUGCAGACUCGUACCUGGCGAAGGGUUGGCCACGCAGAGCAGCAAUUGCAAACAAGUCAUACCAGGAAUUACUAAAAAUACUUAGAGUGAACUAUUCGAAAAAGCAAACAGAGUUUAUGAUGUCACUACAGGAUAUCUCGAUGAGGUUAUCUCUGGUACCCAAGGCAGCACGCGUUUCUGCAUUAAGGGCAGAGUUGUCAAUUUUGAACGAUACGAUUUUGCCUUCGGAAAUCGAUAUACCGCAAUUGUUACCUCAUACAAGCAAUAGAAAUAAAAAAUUCCACAAGAUUUUGAGAUUGAAUAUCAACGAGGCGUGUGUCUUGAACUCUGCUGAACGUGUCCCAUAUUUGCUUUUGAUAGAGUACUUGAGUGAUGAAUUUGAUUUCAACCCGUUUACCGAGUAUAAUCAAAAAUUGAUCACUGAGAAAUUGCAAUCACGAGAAAGUAAAAAUAGUCCAGAUAUUUCCGCCAACACGACUAUUGAUAAUGGUAAUAAUAUCAAUAAUAUUAAUAGUAACAACACUAUUAAUAACAGCAAUAACUUUGAUCAGGAAUCAAUAACCUCAGAUGCACAAAGCUCUUUCAUUGCUGGUGUUGGUGGUGAUGAUGGCAAAUUUUUGCCCUUGGAUGAAACCGAUUUGGGCGAGUUAUCAAUUAUUGAUUCCCAUGUCAUAAGUGGGAAUCGUAGUCGUUCGCAAUCGGGCAAUUUUUCACCCGGAGGCAGUAAUUCAAUUGCGUCUGGAUCUUUACCCGCUGCCCCACAGUCCUUAAACGCGGCAGAUACAACACUGUACCUUGCUGACCAAAUGCGGAUUGCAUCACUUAUGCUUCAGCAACUUGAGAACUCAGGACAGGCCAACUCGCAACAAUUUCUUUCGAUAAAAACUCGUAUUAUUGAUUCAAUGAUUUCACUUCAGGACCGUUUUGAAAGUAUUGACUAUGAGAAAAUGAAGGAGUUGAGAACAGAUGAACAAGGUGCAGGCCAAAGGAAACUUGAAAAUGAUUUCAAAAUUGGUGAGGAUUGGGAGGCCAAGAAACGGCGUAUUAGAAAGGCAAGUGCCUAUGGCCACUUGAAGAACUGGGAACUAUGCAGUGUUAUUGUUAAGAAUGGAGAUGACUUGCCACAGGAGGCAUUUGCAUGUCAGUUGAUAAUUUUGAUCUCCAAUAUAUGGAAAAAGUAUGGUAUCCAUUUCUGGACCAAAAAGAUGAAAAUUCUCAUUACAAGUGCCAAUGCGGGCCUAGUUGAGACAAUCACAAACUCAAUGUCAAUUCAUUCGAUAAAGAAAUCGUUAACUGAACUAUCUAUAGCAAGUGGCGAGAAUUCCAAGGGUAGAAUCUUUACGCUUCGUGAUUAUUUUGAAAAACUCUUUGGCCCACCUUCGAGUCGUGCGUAUAGACGUGCCCAAGGAAAUUUUGCAACGAGUCUUGCGUCGUACUCUGUUAUUUGCUAUGUUUUGCAAAUCAAAGAUCGUCACAAUGGUAAUAUAAUGAUUGACCACGAAGGCCACAUCAUUCAUAUCGAUUUUGGUUUUCUUUUGGGUAAUUCGCCAGGCUCAAAUAUCGGGUUUGAAGCGGCACCAUUCAAACUCACCACAGAAUACAUUGAUUUGUUGGGAGGUAUGGAGUCUGAACAUUAUCAAACAUUUGUUAGUGUAUUCAAAGAUUGUUUCCGUGUUUUGAGGAAAGAAUGGACACAGAUUGUGAGUAUUGUUGAACUAAUGCAGAAGGAUUCAAAUUUACCAUGUUUCAAUAAUGGAGAUAACACAAGUGUAUUGUUGAAACAAAGACUUCAACUACAGUUAUCUGAUGACGACCUUGAUGCUUUUGCAGAGACGUAUCUUAUAAAUAAGAGUUUGAAUAGUCUUUACACGAGAUGGUAUGAUCAGUUCCAGUUGAUCACCCAAGGAAUCUUUGCAUAG